AUGCUAGAAGUCUAUCAAUCUGGUCUGAAGGAUUUCCUCAACUUCUUCUUCUUGGCUUGGCGGCUGGAUUUCCUGCCAAAGUCCAAAUGGAGCCUUCUGAACUUCAUCAGACUCUCGAUUUAUCCGAGCUACACGGCUUUCGGGGUCGGUUGUGAAGUGUGGCAUCUUAUCGGUCAGAUGGAAGAUUACAGUGACUUGAUUCACGUGGCUUUCGCCACAACAAUCGCCAUUGGCUUCUCUCAAACCCUCAUGAUUUACGCUCUGAUCAAUGUUCACAACAAGGAUCGAAUUAUCGCCAUUUUUGACUACUUUGAGCAACUUCUGGCGUCAAAGGACAAUCUAAUUUCCGAGAUCAGGACCAAAUUCUACGAGAAGAAUAUGAAAAUCGCUCAUUAUUGUGCAAGAUAUUUUCUCUCUGGCACUUUCAUUUGCUGGAUUGGAAUCGUAUCCUUUUGCAUGUAUUUGUCAGGAUAUUCCUCUCCGAUGCUCUUCACAAUACCAGGACUUCCGAGAGAAAAUUUCUUCUUCUAUCCAGUCAACAUUGUUUAUCAAGCUUCUCUCUUUUUCAUUGGUUUUGAGUUGUUAAUGUCUUCAGACGUUAUUAUCAUGAUCAUAAUUGUCUUGUUUCAGUCAGAACAAGAGUCAAUUGCGAACCUUAUUUCCAGUCUGGAGAACAGAGAAAUUGCCAAGAAGCAAGGCGAUGAAAUUCUCAGGAAAGUCUUCGACAUUCACUUGAGUUUGUCUGAACAGGCGAAGGAAAUGACGCAAUCUUUCUGGUACAUUUACAUCAUGAAGCUCCUGCUCAUCAUGAUGUACCUUUGCAGUAUGUUUCUAACUUUCCAAGACAUCAGUGAAGUUCCAAUUGCUGGAAUUCUCAGCAUUCUCGUGAUGACGGGCGAAACUUGUAUUUUGUGCUACUUCGGCGAAAUGUUGAAGACAAGUUCUGAUUUUAUGCUGGAAUCAAUGUACAUGACGAAAUGGUACGAAAUGAACCUGAAGAACCAGAAGACAAUGCUUAUCAUGAUGACGAGAUUCUUCCUUCCCAUGAAAGUGGAAACUUUCGGCUUUGGAACGAUUUCGCUCUACACUUUUGUUCAGUCCUCAAGUGACUCUUUUACCUACAGCAUGACUUACUGUAGUUUGAAAAUGUUUAUUUGGCAUAAGAUUAUUCAUCUUCUUGUUCUGUUCUCUCUUGCGAAAAAAGAAAUUUCUAAGUGUUCGCAAUAUUGA
This is a messenger RNA of Phlebotomus argentipes, 1230 nucleotides long. RefSeq names its product odorant receptor 67c-like. The record is from RefSeq and is a predicted model, not a curated record. Gene Ontology annotation, molecular function: odorant binding; olfactory receptor activity. Lineage: Eukaryota; Metazoa; Arthropoda; Insecta; Diptera; Psychodidae. Gene Ontology annotation, biological process: detection of chemical stimulus involved in sensory perception of smell; sensory perception of smell. The transcript has 3 exons. Bases 1 to 1230 code for a protein of 409 amino acids. Gene Ontology annotation, cellular component: plasma membrane.